AGAAACUUCAUGUCGACGUCAGAACCACCCUUGAAGCGGCAAAGAACAGAUGACGAGAACCAGUGCUCCGUGAUCCUUCGCUCGAAAGACUUCUGGUUUGACGACGGAAACGUCAUCUUGCAAGUUCAGUCAACCCAAUUCCGCCUGAGCAAAUCGGUCCUCGCAAUGCAUUCGCCCGUCUUUCGCGAUAUGUUUUCUCUCCCAUUACCUCCAGAAGAGCCUUUGGUUGAGGGAUGCCCUGUCGUGGUCUUGUUUGGGGAUACGAGUGAGGACUGGGAGUAUCUCCUCCGGGCGAUUUUUCCCAAAGAGUGCUUCCACGAUGGCGCGGACAGCGCCCCAUCUGUGCCCGACCUGUGCGCGGUCCUGCGUCUCAGCAAGAAAUACGACAUUGCGGGUUUCCGAAAGCGCUGCGUAAAGCUGCUCAAGACAACUUUCCCCAGCAGUCUGGAGCAGCUGGAUGACGUAGUGGGGUUCCAGUGGCGCGGCUUGUCUGUUAAGGUCGACGCCGACACGGCUGAAGUGUGUGUUCAAAUCAUCAACCUCGCACGCGAAGUCGGCCUGUAUUCCGUCCUCCCAAGCGCAUUCUACACCAUCCUCCACUGGCAGCACGGGGAAUCGGGGAGGCAAGACAAGCAUAUCGCGAAUUUGGAGCACAAGGAGGAUCAGUUCAAGUACUUGAAGGCGUGCAACACAAUCAUUCGCUGCUAUGAAGCAACACCUUUAGUAUGGUUGAGCUCACAAUCGGGAAUAUCGUGGGACGGCUGUUUGCACCAUCUCCAAUGCAGCGCGCAACGAAAGGCACUUCUUCUCGAGCUGCUCUCAGCUCCCGAUCAGGUGCUCGGCUUCUUGGAUGAGUGGAAUGAUGAGUGGGAUCAGAAAAUGUGUGCACUGUGUGCGGAGAAGGCGAAGCCAGUCUACGAAACCACUCGCAUCAAGUGCUGGGAGAAGCUGCCGGAGUAUUUUGGCCUGGACGACUGGGACACCUUGCGGAAGAUGGACUUUGAAUAG
Molecule: messenger RNA, 1008 nt
Organism: Mycena indigotica
Lineage: Eukaryota; Fungi; Basidiomycota; Agaricomycetes; Agaricales; Mycenaceae
Product: BTB domain-containing protein
Exons: 3
Coding region: 10-1008 (332 amino acids)
Molecular function (GO): protein binding
Source: RefSeq, a predicted model, not a curated record